AUGUCUUCGGCGUGCGUGGCAAUUUGGUGUGGCGCGCGAUCUGAGCUCAUCGACGGACAUUACACACCCCCUCCUGGCGGUCCUCCGGGGUAUGGUGGCGGCUACGGCGCACCUGGAGGCUUUGCACCUCUUCCGGGCCCUCCUCCUGGUGCUGAUCCUCAAUUGUGGAACUGGUUCAGCGCUGUCGAUUCGGACAGGUUUGGCCACAUUUCCGCGCCUGAACUUUGUGCGUGGCGUAAUGAUAUGUGGCGUCGCGGGCCGGCACGUGUCGCAUUGCGUCAAUGUGACCGGAUGCGUUCUCCGAUCGCGUCUGCACUCCUUGCCUCCCACCAACGCUGCUGCCCCCACUCCCGCGGCCCCUGCCUGCACAGCACAUGCAAUCUUAACGCACGCGUCCCGAAGAAGGGUGAACAUGUCGGGGAAUUGCGCGCGUAUCUCGCCACUGCCACCUCCGCCGCAGUGAGACAUGGAGAGAUGCACGCGCAGGUCCUCUGUACGAGGUUGCGCGGAAAUUCCAGCCCCCGCGUUGUCGGCAACGACGCGAUUGCUAGGCGCGUUGCGUGGGUCUUCUUGAACCUGGAUUGUACACGACCCUCUCGCGUCGAUCAUGCCUGCAUCGCCCGUCAAGCUCUCGCCUGGAAACAAGCACACCCACCUCCUUCAUGUCCAUUCGCGCUCGCCCCACCCUUCACCGCCGAUCAAAAGUCUCCGUUCCUCGCAUGCGUGCUGAUGUGCAGCAUUUCCCCUUUAGUCUGCGUCCACGCGACCAAAUGCACAUAG
Schizophyllum commune H4-8 is the source of this 780-nucleotide messenger RNA. RefSeq lists its product as uncharacterized. Lineage: Eukaryota; Fungi; Basidiomycota; Agaricomycetes; Agaricales; Schizophyllaceae. The transcript has 4 exons. The record is from RefSeq and is a predicted model, not a curated record. The coding region runs from base 1 to 780 and encodes 259 amino acids.